AUGAGCAGUGAAAGGAGAAUUGGGGUUGCUUUGGAUUUCUCUAAAGGAAGCAAGUUAGCUCUCAAAUGGACUAUUGAUAAUCUUCUCCGAAACGGCGACACACUCAUCGUCGUCCACAUCAAGCACUCCCGAGGAAGUGAAUCCCGAAAUCUUCUCUGGUCUACCACUGGAUCACCAUUGAUUCCGUUGUCAGAGUUCCGUGAGAAGGAGGUGAUGCAUCAUUAUGAGGUGGAUUCUGAUGCCGAGGUGUUGGACCUGCUUGACACCGCUUCUAAGCAGAUACAGGUGGUUGUGCUUGCAAAGCUGUACUGGGGUGAUGCAAGAGAGAAAAUUUGUGAAGCUGUUGGGGAUUUGAGGCUUCACUCAUUGGUCAUGGGUAGCAGAGGCUUGGGUGCCAUACAGAGGGUAUUGCUGGGGAGUGUGACCAGUUAUGUCACCAUAAAUGCAAGUUGCCCUGUAACGAUUGUGAAAGACUCUACCCCUUCUACUGUCUGA
Messenger RNA from Sphenostylis stenocarpa, 495 nucleotides. The record is from the annotation of a GenBank genome assembly. NCBI's taxonomy places the organism in Eukaryota, Viridiplantae, Streptophyta, Magnoliopsida, Fabales, Fabaceae.